CUCAACCAGGCAACACUCAGCCGCAGAGGUGCAUCAGCUUUCAUCUUCCCCUCUUCCCCCCUCGACAGCCACAACCAGUCAACAUGCCAUGGCUGAACCGUUCGGGAUCGUUGCUGGCGCGUUGGGCGUUGCCGGCCUCUUCAAUAACUGCAUAGACUGUUUUGAGUACGUCCAGCUAGGUGGCCGCUUUGGGCGCGACUUUGAGAGAUGCCAACUCAGACUGGACAUUGCAAAGACACGCUUGAGCCGAUGGGGCGAGGCGGUCAAGUUCAACGUUGACCCGGUUUGAGGACAGGGACAUGAAGCCAGCCGGGCGAGCGCUGCACAGGCGGCUGAAAGACCUCGCUUGUCGGUGGCAGAAAGAUACGAGCUUGGUGAAGAAGACAGCAUGGGCACUCUACGACGGGAAGAGCCUGGAGAAAAUCGUCGACCAAAUCGCCGGCUUUGUUGACGAGCUGGAGAAAGCCUUCCCGGUCGAGGCCGUUUGUCACAAGCUGGCCGGGAUCGAAAUCGAAGAGGUGGAGGACGAAGCAAGUUUGACAAUGCUCAAGGAUGCCGCGGGAGGGAUCGACGAGGCUCUGUCAGGUGCGGCUGCACGGAAGAUCGACGCAAUCGCGGGAAGGAACUCCGCCAAGGAUGUCAGGAUGGGGGGCCAUGCAAGGGUCCACGUCGGCAAAUGUAUUCACCGAGGCAGUUGUACAUCGUGAGAUCCUCAUCAGAGAUCAGACGAUCAAUUCGGUAGAGACGGUGGUGGCGACGGGUGAGUCUGGAAUCCAGAUUGGAGAUACGUACGGUGGCAAAAGGUUGAGUUCUCCACCUGGUACGUACCUUUUCUGCCACUUGGUAUGUAUCUUUUCUGCCAUUUUGUACGUACCUUUUCUGCCACUCGGUACUUCUUUUUGCCGCUGAGAAAUCACGUUCCUGUAUUUUCUCAACAAAGGGCUUUUCAAGCACUACUUCUCAAUGUUCUCACCAGCCGGGAGAUGGCAUAUGUAAACGUCACGUGAAGAAUGUAUAAAUUAUCUGCUCUAUUUCAUC
Molecule: messenger RNA, 1038 nt
Organism: Canariomyces notabilis
Lineage: Eukaryota; Fungi; Ascomycota; Sordariomycetes; Sordariales; Chaetomiaceae
Exons: 1
Coding region: 300-707 (135 amino acids)
Source: RefSeq, a predicted model, not a curated record